Fusarium redolens is the source of this 1708-nucleotide messenger RNA. RefSeq lists its product as uncharacterized. The record is from RefSeq and is a predicted model, not a curated record. Gene Ontology annotation, molecular function: zinc ion binding; DNA-binding transcription factor activity, RNA polymerase II-specific. The coding region runs from base 108 to 1628 and encodes 506 amino acids. Gene Ontology annotation, biological process: regulation of DNA-templated transcription. The transcript is spliced from 2 exons. NCBI's taxonomy places the organism in Eukaryota, Fungi, Ascomycota, Sordariomycetes, Hypocreales, Nectriaceae.
CUCACCAGCCUCGGCGCUCUCAUUGGCAUAAAACAAUCUCGCCAUUACCUUUCACCUCCAAUUUGUAGUCUCGUAACAAACAAGAGGAACUUUUCUUCCCAGAAACCAUGGCAGCCAACCAGAUCGUUGCAAUAAGAGGCAAAUUCAAGCGAGCCUCGACUCCCAAGGUCAGAACGGGUUGUAUCACCUGGAUCAGGCACUUGAAAUGCGAUGAAGCAAAACCCUUUUGCCGACGCUGCCAUAACGACAAGAUGAAAUGUGACGGAUACGCACCACCUAAGCCCAAGGCCUCGAAACGCUCCAAGCGUCGAGAUCCUUUGUUGAAGCCUGAAGUCGCUAUCUCAGUGCCGCUGCUAUCUAUGCAGACCGUCGACCAACUCUCUUUGUUAUCAGACCCUGAGAAAGUCUACCUCCAACAUUUUCUGCACUGGACAGCAAAACAACUUUCACCUUCCUCUGCUGCCAUGAACUUCUGGCUCAAAUACGCCCUUCCAAUGUCGUAUCAAUACGAUGCUAUCAGGUAUAGCAUGAUUGCAGUCGGGGCGUCUCAUCGAGCCUACAUGGCCGAUACCCUCCCAUACUCACGUCCUGAUCAUCUGCAGCGUCCUGUCAUCCAACACUACAACAGAGCCAUAUCCUCGAUUCUUCCCGUAAUGUCUGCUCCUUCAAACGAGAACAUUCAUUGCAUAUUGAUUUGUUGUCUACUCUUCAUGACCUGUGAGGGGCUGACUGGUCGGUACGAUGAACUUUUGCAACAUCUCGCGGCUGGCGAUACGGUAUUUCAGUCACUUCGUAAUUAUAGCUCUUCAGAAGACUCGGGUAUGCUAGAGGGACUUGUCGACAUGUUUAGCGAGAUGGGUCUUGAAUCUUCUGGCUUCAUGGGAGACCAUCCUCUCUCGGGCAUCAAGAAGUGGUGUCGUAAUGAUCCUGAAACAGACGCAAGCCACGAUUCACCGUUUACGACGCUCAACGAGGCAUCAUAUGCCUUACACGAACUGAGACUGCAUCAUGAUUUCCAGCCAUGGAAUCCGGAGAGGGAAGACGGUUUGGCCAACGACAAUGCAUUUGAAGAUAUGCUCCACCAAUGGAACUCGCGUUUCGAAGCUUUGAACCAACGAUCGUUGUCAAAAGUAUCGAAUGAUGAGAUAGCGCAUAUCCACACUCUGCAGCUCCACUAUCAAUAUCUGCAGAUGUAUAUCAACGCGUACGAUAACAAAGGACUACAACCUUCGCACCCAUACAAAGCAUUCAUAGAGGCUGCAGAGAAAGUAGCCGCACCUCUAAUAGCGCUAAAUCAACCUACGUUCUCGCUAGACGGAUGUCUGGUCUCAGGUCUAUCAUUUGUCGCUAUAUCGACUGAAGGCGGAGAUGAGAAGUUGCAAGCACUUGGACUCCUUCGGAAGCUGAACCACCGCGAAGGCAUUUUCGACAGCAACGACAUCGUUGAGAUGCAGGAACUGGUAACCAUGGAUAUGGAUUGGGGAUCUGUAUGUGGAUCUGAUUCUGAUUCUGAUAUCGAGGAACCUGAUCCACCACUCAGGGCACCUGCAGGAAUACCGCAGAUGAUUGAGGUGCUUGCUCGUAAGACAGGAAAGACAAGCAGACGGCUGGAAGGCUUGUACCCAUAAGAGGAUACAAAGCUCGGUCGAGGCUACACAUUUAGCACAUCUCCUUAGUCAUUCUUCAAAAUUCAUAACCUCUAUCCAUG